Messenger RNA from Orbicella faveolata, 349 nucleotides. Its product is annotated as FAD-dependent oxidoreductase domain-containing protein 2-like. Lineage: Eukaryota; Metazoa; Cnidaria; Anthozoa; Scleractinia; Merulinidae. The record is from RefSeq and is a predicted model, not a curated record. Gene Ontology annotation, biological process: ERAD pathway. Gene Ontology annotation, molecular function: monooxygenase activity; flavin adenine dinucleotide binding. Gene Ontology annotation, cellular component: endoplasmic reticulum lumen.
AGUUUACAAGUCACUGAAAGCACAUCAGUUUUCAGAUUUAUUUUGCUGUCGCCGUUUUCUCUUGAAUUGUUAUUACGCGAUGAAUCGGUUAACCAGUUUACUGGCAAUUCUCGUUUCGUGUGUUUCGUUCGCGAAGUCGUCCGGGGAAGUUUUCCACGAGUAUUGUGUUGUCGGCGCUGGGCCGGGAGGUCUUCAAAUAGGAUUUUACCUUGAACGUGCCGGGCGCGAUUAUGUAAUCUUUGAACGAGAUGGUCUAGCAGGUGCAUUUUACGCGAAGUAUCCAAGACAUAGAAAGUUAAUAUCCAUUAACAAGAGACAUACAGGACAUAACUACUCUAAAGCCUUGUAA